GUUCCGCCGUCAUGGCGAAACCUCUCCUCCUCCCCAUCCUUGCAGCGCUGCUACUAACGUACGCCGUCUGCGCGCUCUCCCUCCUUCCCUGCCCGCCUUGCGGCACAACCGCCGUCCCCUACCCUCUGAGCACCGCCGCCAACUGCGGGGACCAGUCGUACAAAAUCCGCUGCGUCGCAGGCAAGCUUCUGUUCGACUCCUCCAACAACACAUACCCGAUAACGUCCAUCUCCCCUUCCAUCCAACGGCUGACGAUAGCGCCCUCACCAUUACUCCCCAACGCCUGCGUCGCAGCCGAUCUACCCUCCAACGGCCUCCAGCUCAACCCCACCGGCCCCUUCAACGUCAGCAGCGGCAACACCAUAUUAUACCUCAACUGCACCCAAUCCAUUACGGAGUCCCACCUCAACUGCACCCAGGCCAGCCUCUGCCACCCCUACCUCAACGUCACCGGCGGCGCGUGCCGCAACGCGCCGUGCUGCGAGCUCCAUUCCGGUGGGACUAUCCGCAGGAUACGUAUGCGGGAUUCGGGUUGCCGGGCGUACACGAGUUUCGUCGAUUUGGAUCCCGGUCUGCCCGUUAACAGGUGGCCACAGCCCGCCGUGGCGUUGCGGUGGGCCUUGCCGCCGGAGCCCACGUGUGUUGUCCAGGCGGAUUGCGGGUCGGGUUCCACUUGUGGACCCGAUCGGAGCUCCGAUGGCGGCAUUGAGGUUAACAGGUGCUUUUGCAAUUCCGGGUUGCGGUGGGACCCCGUUGCUGGACUCUGUUCUCAAGGUCCGUUUACAGAGUGCCAAAACCCGGAUGGUUGUAGCUAUCACCGAAUUGUACUUAUAGCAGGUAUAAGCAUAUGCAUUGGAAUAGUACUUAUAGCAGCGUUGAUCGGAUAUUUAGUCCACAACCGCCGCAGACGAAUCAAACGAGACCAAAAACGCGUGACUCAAGAGCGCGAAGACAUCCUCAAUGCAGGAGGAGGUGGAAGAACCGCCAAAAUCUUCACUCCGAGAGAAAUUAAAAAAGCCACAAACAACUUGUCGGAGCAAAACCUCCUCGGCUCCGGAGGCUAUGGCGAAGUCUACAAAGGCAUCCUUCAAGACGGAACCCUAAUCGCGGUCAAAUGCGCGAAACUUGGAAACGCCAAAAGCACAGACCAAGUCCUGAACGAGGUCAAAAUACUAUGCCAGGUCAACCACAAGAGCCUCGUUCGCCUUUUGGGCUGCUGCGUCGAGCUAGAGCAGCCCUUGCUCGUUUACGAGUAUAUUCCGAACGGGACUCUGUCGGAUCACUUGCGGAAAGGGAAUCUUUCUUGGAAACAGAGGCUUGCUAUUGCUCAAGCAACUGCAGAGGGGCUGGCUUACCUCCACUUCUCUGCAGUUCCUCCGAUCUAUCACAGAGAUGUGAAGUCGAGUAAUAUACUGCUCGACGGGAAUUUGAACGGGAAGGUUUCGGAUUUCGGGCUGUCUUGCUUGGCGCGUGCUGAUGCCAGCCACGUGUCGACUUGCGCUCAGGGUACGCUGGGGUAUCUUGAUCCGGAGUAUUAUAGGAACUAUCAGUUGACGGAUAAAAGCGAUGUUUAUAGCUUCGGUGUUGUGCUUUUGGAGCUUUUGACUAGUCAGAGAGCGAUCGAUUUCGAUAGGGCAUCGGAGGAUGUGAACCUGGCGGUUUAUGUGCGGAGAUUGGUGGCGGAGGAGAGGGUGAUGGACGGUGUGGAUUUGAAGAUGAAGGAAGGGGCAAGUGGGAUGGAGUUGGAAACAAUGAAGGCGUUGGGGUUUCUGGCGGUGGGGUGUUUGGAGGAGCGGCGGCAGAAUAGGCCUUCCAUGAAGGAGGUGGCCGAGGAGAUUGAAUAUAUUAUUAGUAUUAUGGAUGCUAAGGUUGCAUAGA
Molecule: messenger RNA, 1878 nt
Organism: Erythranthe guttata (spotted monkey flower)
Lineage: Eukaryota; Viridiplantae; Streptophyta; Magnoliopsida; Lamiales; Phrymaceae
Source: RefSeq, a predicted model, not a curated record